Carya illinoinensis is the source of this 2112-nucleotide messenger RNA. RefSeq lists its product as uncharacterized. The transcript has 2 exons. The record is from RefSeq and is a predicted model, not a curated record. Lineage: Eukaryota; Viridiplantae; Streptophyta; Magnoliopsida; Fagales; Juglandaceae. Bases 1 to 2112 code for a protein of 703 amino acids.
AUGCCACCCCUCUACUCUGUCCCUCGUCCCGUGAGUAUUUCUUGCGAUUGUCGCUCCCACAACGUUCCACCGCCUGCUGCAGCCUUCUCUCCUCCUCACAACACUGUGUGGAUAUUUCACGGCGAUGAAGAAUAUUUAUCUUUAAGUGAUGAUGAUAAUCUUCACGAUUCCCCACAUGAUGAUCAAUACAUUGAUGACGUUGAUAUUAUGUUAGAAGACAUUCAGGCUGGCAGAUUUAGUGGUGUGCCUUCAAACGAGUCAUUCAAUGGUGGGGGUACAACCUCAGUCGAACCUGAGUCAACCAAAUCUUUCGAUCAGUUGUUGGUUGACGCACGUCGUCCUCUUUAUGAAGGUUGUACAAAGUAUUCAAAACUUUCAUUUCUUGUCAAGUUGUUGCACAUUAAGACAUUGGGUGGUUGGAAUGUGAAGUCGUUCGACAUGCUUCUACAAUUAUUGAAAUCAACUUUUCCCAAUGCCCUUUUGCCUAACUCAUAUCAAGAGUCACGUAGCUUGUUGCGAGGGUUGGGCUUUACUUACACCAAAAUCCAUGCUUGUCCGAAUGAUUGCAUUCUUUAUUGGAAAGAAGAGUGCCCAAAAUGUAAGGUGUCAAGGUGGAUAUUCAACAAAAGUAAGCAAAAAAGUAUUCCUCAGAAGGUCCUGCGACAUUUCCCACUGAAGCCAAGAUUACAAAGACUGUUUAUGUCCCAAAAAAUAGCAGCUGAAAUGAGAUGGCAUAGAGACCAGCGCAUCAAUGAGCAUGGUGUUCUAAGACAUCCUGCUGACUCUGAGGUCUGGAAAGCAUUUGAUCAACAAUAUUCUUGGUUUGCUCAAGAUAGCCGCAAUGUUAGGCUUGGUCUAGUUAGUGACGGUUUCAACCCAUUUAAUAAUUUGAGUAAACCAUAUAGUAUAUGGCCAGUUAUACUUGUCCCUUACAACUUGCCCCCGUGGUUAUGCAAGAAAGAUCAAUUUUUCAUGACUUCACUCCUGAUUCCUGGACCGAGGUCACCAGGUAAUGAGAUCGAUGUUUACUUGCAACCUCUAAUAGAUGAACUAAUUGAUUUAUGGGAAAAUGGUGUUGAUACGUACGAUGCUAUGAUAGCUCAGACGUUCCGAUUACAUGCAGCUUUAUUUUGGACAAUUAACGAUUUUCCUGCAUACCGUAACCUUUCUAGUUGUAGCACUAAGGGAAAAAUGGCAUGUCCAUCAUGUAGGCAAGAAACAGAUUCGAUGUGGUUGACAUAUAGCCGAAAGCAUUGUUAUAUGGGUCAUCGUCGAUUCCUGCCAUCGGGUCACAAUUGGAGAAAAAAGAAGAGUAUUUUUAAUGGUAGUGUAGAACAUCGUGAACCACCUGCACACUUGGCAGCUGAAGAUAUCAUCAAUGAGAUACAAAAUAUUCCCUUCAAUGCUGAUUUUGGAAAAGCAAAUAAAAAAAGAAAACGUACCACUGAGGAGUUGAAUUGGACGAAAAAAAGUAUAUUUUUUCAAUUGCCAUAUUGGUCUCGGCUAAAGAUUAGACAUAAUCUAGAUGUUAUGCACAUUGAAAAGAACAUAUGUGACAACAUUUUGGGAACAUUGAUGAACAUAACCGGAAAAACUAAAGAUCAUGUCAACGCACGCUGUGACCUUUCCAAUCUUAAUAUAAGGAAGGAAUUACAACUAAAUCAAGAUGGACAGCGCAUCACUAUGCCACAUGCAUGUUUUACCUUGUAUGGAGUUGAGCGGACAGGUUUCUGUAAUUGGUUGCAUGAUGUUAAAUUUCCUGAUGGCUUUGCUUCUAAUAUUGCGAGAUGUGUUAGUGUUGUUGAUUGUAAAAUCUCCGGUAUGAAAAGUCAUGAUUGCCAUAUCUUCAUGCAAAGAUUACUUCCUGUUGCAAUUUCUGGAUACCUACGACAAGAUAUACGAUUGGCACUAACUGAAUUCAGCACUUUUUUCAAAGAGUUGUGUGCUAGAACAUGUAAAGUUGAUGUCUUAGAAAGGCUUCAGGUUGAUAUCGCUAUCAUUUUGUGCAAGCUUGAGAUGAUAUUUCCACCUAGCUUCUUUGAUGUAAUGGUCCACUUAGCCUACCAUUUGCCACGUGAGGCCUUGCUUGUGGGACCAGUUCAAUAUAGGUAG